Molecule: messenger RNA, 1176 nt
Organism: Cyclocybe aegerita
Lineage: Eukaryota; Fungi; Basidiomycota; Agaricomycetes; Agaricales; Hemipholiotaceae
Source: the annotation of a GenBank genome assembly
AUGUCACACUCGAACCGUCAUCACCCACCGAGUCGUGGCACACGCCGCGAACGCCCUCCUGACCCUCCGGAGGCCGCAGAGAACGCUCCGAAACCCCAGACCAGCACCGUAGAGCUCACGAAGACAUCUCCACACUCGAACCGCAUCCUCAAGAAGGGCAAAAUCACCCAUAAGCCCGAUGUCACACUGCCUGCCUCUGUACCUACGCCCCCUGCACCACAGCAUUCCACCCAGACUACCACCCAGACACCUGCAACACUGCAGACCCUCCUGGAGGUCUUAACCUCCCAGCUCGAGAGCCUCUCAAGAACGCUCUUGUCACUCGUCGCGCACAACCCAGAUUUUGCCAACGUGGAUACCUCCGGCGCACAGAAGGCUCUCCACUCGCUCUCGGAUGCUCUGAGAACGAAGGCAGCACCCACGACAACCACAACGAACACUGACAUCCAGAAAACAAACACCACCCCUAAGACUUAUGCCGCUGCUGUGGCAACCACGACCCCGUCACUCCGACCCUCACACUCAACUCGGACUGGCCAACGCCAGCCGCACUCCCGACGCAUCAUCAUAGCUCCUGUUGUGACUAAGGUCAAGCAUCAGCCUCCCCAUGACAUGCGGAACAGCUUCAAUUGGAUGCUGACGAAGGACACCAACGAGAUCAGCCGCUUCAACAUAAAGGCUGUUGCCGUCGAAUAUACACAUCUGGACAACAUUGCCAUCACCAUCACCCCUCCUUCCGCUGCUACAAUCCUUGUCAAUGACGAAGCCGCGAAGAACGACAUCAUCAAAUGGGCUAGGCGCAAGUAUGCCCUUCCAGAUGACGAACAGAUUCAAGUUACCUUGGAUGACCCAUGGCACCGCGUAGUUGUCCACAGUGUGCCAGCCAAGGGUCCCUGUGCCGGGAUGUCAGAUAAGGAUUUGACGACCAACUUUUUAUCGGAAUGGCUUGCGUUCAACCAACUUGCUCCUGCAAUUGGUGAAAUUCGACGAAUACGACCACUUGUUCCAGAUGCUGUUACCCGCUCUGGUGAUAAGCUCGCAACAUUCGAUUCAAUCUCCUGGUGUAUCGCAUUUCAACAAAAGAAGCAGGCCCAAUGGGUGCUUCGUAAUGGUUUGUUUCUUUAUGGGACUUAUUGUCGAACUUCGACCUACAAGCCACUGCUACGGAGCUCGUAG